Messenger RNA from Fragaria vesca subsp. vesca, 609 nucleotides. RefSeq names its product ethylene-responsive transcription factor WIN1-like. The transcript is spliced from 2 exons. Lineage: Eukaryota; Viridiplantae; Streptophyta; Magnoliopsida; Rosales; Rosaceae. The record is from RefSeq and is a predicted model, not a curated record. Gene Ontology annotation, biological process: regulation of DNA-templated transcription. Gene Ontology annotation, molecular function: DNA-binding transcription factor activity; DNA binding. Bases 1 to 609 code for a protein of 202 amino acids.
AUGGUACAGUCAACGAAGAAGUAUAGAGGUGUGCGGCAGCGGAAUUGGGGCUCUUGGGUCUCCGAAAUCCGUCAUCCAUUACUGAAGAGAAGGGUGUGGCUAGGUACAUUUGACAGUGCUGAAGAGGCGGCACGAGCAUAUGAUGCAGCUGCCAUUUUGAUGAGUGGCCGAAAUGCCAAAACAAAUUUCCCAGUAACUACUACUCAAACUAGUACUGAUGAUACGAAAACUAGUACUUGUAGCGAAGAUUCUUCGUCAAGAGCAGAUGGUUUAUCAGAAAUCUUACGCGCAAAGCUGAUGAAAUGUAGCAAUGUACUGUCUCCAUCCAUGACGUGCUUGAGGCUGGACAACGAGAGCUCCCACAUCGGAAUCUGGCAGAAGCGUGCAGGUCAAAGAUCGGAUCAUUCAAAUUGGGUCAUGACUGUCCAACUUGGAAAGACGAAUAUCAAACCUGAUGAUGGUACCGACAACCAGCAGAGUAUUUCAUCACCUCCUUCAGAGUCUCCAGCAUCAUCACCAUUGGAGAGGCCUAAGCUAAUAGCAGAUGCUUAUGAAAUGAAUGAAGAGGAGAAAUUAUCAUUGCAGAUGAUAGAGGAGCUGCUUCGUUAA